Colius striatus (speckled mousebird) is the source of this 2163-nucleotide messenger RNA. RefSeq names its product serine/threonine kinase like domain containing 1 (gene STKLD1). NCBI's taxonomy places the organism in Eukaryota, Metazoa, Chordata, Aves, Coliiformes, Coliidae. The transcript has 19 exons. Gene Ontology annotation, molecular function: protein serine/threonine kinase activity; ATP binding. The coding region runs from base 244 to 2163 and encodes 639 amino acids. Gene Ontology annotation, biological process: protein phosphorylation. The record is from RefSeq and is a predicted model, not a curated record.
GCCCCGGGCGCUGAGGGGACGGUCGUGAGGGGCGGUGAGGCGGGCGCGGGUCUGCCCCUGGCCUGGGCGUCCUGGAGGGUUAUAAAGGCGCUUUUGCGGCCUGAAAGUGUAGACUGAGGGGAAGUGUUUCUCUUGCUCUCUCCUCUGCUGGAACCCAUCGCCAACAGCUAAACAGCUGUUCUUGCCCUGGGCCAGAGGGUCCUGCUACACCGUCCUUGUUGGAAGGCUGGGUCUUGUCCCACCAUGGAGAAAUACAAGGUGCUGGAGAAGCUCCAGCCUGGGGCUUUGGGCACAAUGCUGGUAGCUGACUUGGAAACAGAAAAAGAUGUGGGAAAGAAAUAUAUAAUAAAACAGGUUGAAUGCAUUGAAGAAAAACAAGCGAAUGAGGCCUUGAAGGAGGCAAUGAGUUUGCUGAAACUUCAUCAUUCAAACAUCUGUGCUUACAAGGAAUUGUUUGUGACUUGGGAUAAAGAGAUAUCAUCUCUGUUCCUUUGUCUGGUAAUGCAGCACUCAGGCCAAGGAGAUCUUUCAUCUCUAAUAGAGGAAAAAAGGCAGAAGUCAGAAAAAAUAACACACAUGGUGAUUCAGAAGUUCCUGGGACAGAUGGUGGAUGCUUUGCUUUAUAUACACAAACAAAAUAUUUUCCACAGAAAUCUCAAGCCAUCAAACAUACUUGUGACUGGUGAAGCAUCCUUCGUGCUUAGUGACUUCAGUACAGAAACACUUAUGACAGAUGAGAUGAAAUGGAAAAUAAGAGUGGAUGAAACAGAUGACAAGUCUUGGAUGGCUCCUGAAACAUUUCAUUUUUCUUUUACUGAGAAGUCUGACAUCUGGUCUCUAGGUUGUGUUCUACUUGACAUGAUGACCUGCUUUGUUCUGAGUGCAGAAGAGAGAACCUCAUUGCUACAGGAUAUUAGACAGGAUACUGGCUCUCUUGAGGGACUUCUGACACUAAUGCAAAAUCAAGAUAACAGCUCUUUACCUUUAAUUCCAAUUUUGUUUAUGAUGCUACAGAUUCAGCCCAGCAUGAGACCCUCAGCAGAAGAGCUGGCUGAUAUUCCAUUUAUUAAGGAAUGCCUGACUGUUGCUGGUGCUUCUUCAGUAAAACUGAAAAAAUCUUUGCCUCCUAAAAUAAUAGAUGUGCUCCUUGAGGGAGGAAUCGAAAGUGUUGUAGAAUUCAUGCAGGCUUUCUGGGAUAUAGAAGAAGUACAGACUAAAGCCAUUCAGCACCUUGCCAGCUUUGUAAGAGAUAAAAGUGCCUUGCCCUAUUUGCUGACAUUAACAGAACUGAUAGUUCUUGCCAUGAAGACUCACGUAGAUUCUCUCAAGUUACAAGUAGAUGGUUGCAGUUUAUUGCUUGAAAUUCAUAGUCAAGCUUUAGAACAGGAUACGGUGAUGGCCCUGGAUGAGAAUGUAACCAGCUCUCUGUUAGUGACAAUAAGAAAACAUGCUGAAAAUGAAGAGUUACUUUCAUUGGCCUGCACGUUACUGAUGAUGACUUCAGCCAGUGAAGUUACUGCAGAGAGUCUGUGGAAAGUUGGAGUAAUUCCAGACCUUCUGUCAAUAUUAAGAAAUUUUCUUCAUAAUGAACAGAUCUGCCUCUCUUGCUGUGGCAUUCUCUGGAGCUUGGCUGUGAGUGAGACUAAUGGAGACCAAGCAUUGCUGAAAAGUGCUGUUCCUGUUAUCUCUGCGGUCCUUGAAGAGCACCUCCAGAAUGGAACAGUCACAGAGUCUGCCUGCUCUGCUCUGUGGGCGUUGUCACUCCAAGGUUGCUUAACUGAAAAUGAAUAUGAGCCCAUGACAGCACUUCUGCUGGACACACUCAGGAUGAACCCAGGAAGACCAGUGCUGGUGAAGAAUGCCUGCCUGGCAUUAGCCAGCCUUCUAAGAUUAUCUGAAAUAUCAGCUUUGAGAUUUAUACUGGAUUCAAAAGGCAGUGGAAUAAACCUCAUCAAAGAUGCCUACCAUCUGCACUUCGAUGCUCCAGAAGUGGUGCAGAGUAUCUGUAUGCUGAUGAACGAGAUGGUUCAGUAUGAUGACGUUGUGCUGGAUAUGCUGUCCCAGGAAACAGAGCAACUGCUGUCUGAAAUAAAGAGCUGCUUUCCAUCUAGCAUGGAGAUUGUGACCCUUGUGGAUGCAACACUUUUGAAACUGCGGAAGUAA